AUGUUUCUUUUUCAGCAUUUUAAUAAUUUUGACCGUAACAGACUGCAUAUUAGUGAGAAUAACAAACGAAAUAUUCAUGGCGUUCCAGAACUAGAACCUAAAGUAUCAGGAAGGUCAGUAAGUCCAGUGCGACCAAUAACAUCUCCAGUUUCUUCAUCAAAAAACACUUCUUGGCAUCCAUAUGUAAAAGGAGCAAACAAUAACUAUAACCGAUUAAACAAACCGUUAAAAGACGGUUAUCGUUCGGCUACACCUAUACCAUCCUUUGACAUCUUACCUGCAUCAAUUCCACGUAUCGAAAUUAACAAAGCCUUCAAUGACAAGCGAAUUCAUUGCAAUACCACGUCAACUUUUUACGACCACUCACCACGAUCUGAUGAUUCCUGUGGUUUUUUUUCUCAUUCAACUCAUUCUGAUAGCGCGGAUACAAUACCAUCAGGAAAUGCUAUUUCUAUAGUUGAUACAAUGAUCCCACUCAAAAAAAUUACGAAAGAAAGCCGCUGGGUAUCGGUACACGAUGGACGACCAGUUACCCCUUACAUUAAAACUGUUGCAUAUGUUCCCAAAUAUUCCAAUCAUGAAUAUGUUCAGAAUACGUACAACGGCAGGAAUUAUCACUGUAAUAAUGGCUACAACGUACAAUCAAAGCAAGUAAGUUACAAGGACGAAAAGUAUGCAUCAAAAGCUAAUACCACUCUCAAAAGUACCAGUUCCUAUGAUCCGUGUUCUAUUUUUGUUGAGAAUCCAUCGUACAAAGAUUGA
This is a messenger RNA of Cercopithifilaria johnstoni, 762 nucleotides long. The record is from the annotation of a GenBank genome assembly. Lineage: Eukaryota; Metazoa; Nematoda; Chromadorea; Rhabditida; Onchocercidae.